Messenger RNA from Doryrhamphus excisus (bluestripe pipefish), 7497 nucleotides. Lineage: Eukaryota; Metazoa; Chordata; Actinopteri; Syngnathiformes; Syngnathidae. The record is from RefSeq and is a predicted model, not a curated record.
AUCGAAUUAGGGAAAGCAAUAUUGGCACUUUUAACAAUAAAAAAGCAAAUUGAGUAAAAUACUAAAAUUACAAUAAAUUACCAAUUAUUAAGAACUAGUAUAAGAAUUAAAACUUUUAGGCUAAACAUGGAAUUAGCAACAUGCUAGCUAGCAGCUAUGUCUGUGCAUGCUAGCAGCCGCAGGUAGAACGUUUAUGACAAAAUUACCCAAAUCCUCCCACCGAAAAAUAGGAAUAUGGAACUAGACGACAUUUAUUAGAUCAAAGAAAUAUAUAAGGUUGUAUAUCUGUUUAAAUUCAAUCGAUUUUUCAGGCAAUAUGACGUUGUUUUGUGUUUUGUUUUUUUCUGACAAGAUUAUCCACGUAUUGUUUUUAUUUGCGUUUCUGUUUUAGACAGUUUUUAGACUUAGUCUUAUCUCAGCAUCAGAAAUAAUAAAAAUAAUAACAAUUUGCGUUCUUGAAUACAUCCGUGUAUGUGUCCUUUUUACGCAGUAUUUCCGGGCUGCUAAACGAGCUCGCUAGCUAGCUAGCUAGCACUUUUUUUUAUUAAAUAUAUAUUUUAUUACGAACUUAACUUAAAAAGGAGUAUAAAACAGUAUAAGCAGAAUUACAGGAACAUGUUUUGUGUUGUUACAGUCCGGGAAUUAUUUUAUUUUUAAAAACGCCAUGUUUAAAAAUGGGGGCACCUGUGAUGCCUUCAGGGCAGUCGUGACUUUCAACGCCUGGAUCCGAACUGACGUUUCGUGGCCAAAUCCGCUCUCUCACUUUUUCAACUCCUCCCUCGACACUCCCCCCUCCUCCCUUUUUCAGUCGCUUUUCCCGGACUGGCUUGAAGGCGUGCCCGCUGUAAACAACCAUGGCUGCUGACGACAUUGCACCGAGUCUUCGUGGAAAAGAGUACCUUCACCCACGUUGAUUUGUAAUCUGAUAAGGCGCCAGGCCCCGCGGCACAAGGGCACGCAGACGAUGACGAGGGAGGAGUAAACAGCAGCGAGGGAGGAAGCGGAACUCCAAAGUGCCUACCGUGAGGAGUCAUCUACCACUUUUUUUUUUAUAUAGAAUUGAGGAGGACAACGACACCGGGAGCCUGCUAGCUACAUUGUCAGAAGAUAACCACCGAGUCCUCCAACUUCUCAUUUCAAGGACGCCGACCCGCUCCAUCAUCUCGAUACUCAGAAGUCAUUCGUCUCCGGGCAGACCCGCCUCAGCAGACUUCCACCAUGUUGACGUGAACGUAAGAGCGGCGAAGGGUCGCUAGGCCUCGGCUCCCUUAGCAACACACCCGCCAUGCUUGCUCUCUUUGCUUUCAUUGGUGGCUUUUUAUGUGGACCCAGCCGACCUCUAACGUUGAACCCUGCUAUCUCAGCGCGGUAGAACGUCAGCUGACGCUUUUCCCAGGAGGAGCCAAACAGGGAACACGGAAAUCUUUUUUUUUUUUUUUUUUUUUUUAAUCCGUACAUCACCAUUUGACGCCACUUUUCCAUCCACUCUUGUUCCUCCGUGAUGGCCGUCAGCAUGAGCAUGGGGCGGGACACCAAAUGGUUGACCCUGGAGGUAUGUCGGGAGUUCCAAAGAGGCACCUGCUCGCGGUCGGACGCCGACUGCAAGUUUGCCCACCCGUCCCGCAGCUGCCAUGUGGAUAACGGACGAGUCAUCGCCUGCUUCGACUCGCUCAAGGGCCGCUGCACACGAGAGAACUGCAAAUACCUGCACCCGCCCCCGCACCUAAAAACCCAGCUGGAGAUCAACGGCAGGAACAACCUGAUCCAGCAGAAGGCGGCGGCAGCCAUGUUGGCUCAACAGAUGCAGUUCAUGCUGCCCGGCACGCAGCUGCAGCCCAUCACAACAUUCCCACUGACACCCUCCCUGGCAACGAGUCCCAGCAUGGCGUUCAGUCCAUACCUAAGCCACGUGGGCCCAGGCAUGGGUUUGAUGCCGGAGCUGCUGCCCAGCGCGCCCCUGCUGGUCCCUGGAAGCCCCACCGGCCUCGCCUCGGUGGGGAACGGCACCACCGCGCAGAAACACACGCGCACCGACAAGCUGGAGGUUUGUCGAGAAUUCCAGCGUGGGAACUGCACGCGCGGAGAGAGCGACUGUCGCUACGCUCAUCCCCUGGAGGCCGGAAUGGUGGACUGCAACGAGAACUCGGUCAUUGUUUGCAUGGAUUACAUCAAGGGGCGCUGCAGCAGAGAUAAGUGCAAGUACUUCCACCCCCCCACUCACCUGCAGGCCAGGAUCAAGGCUGGGCAGCACCAGGCUGGACAGAACACCACAUCCGCCUCCUUGGGUCUGCCAACAGGAGGCGUGCAGUCGCUACCAAAGAGGCCCAUGAUGGAGAAGAGCAAUGGCGCCAACGCCGCCGCCGCCACCGUCUUCAACCCCAACAUGUUUCACUACCAGCAGGCCCUAGCUAGCAUGCAGCUCCAGCAGCCGACCUUCAUCCCCACUGUAGAACCUUCUGAGCUUCUGACCCCCGACCCGGUGGAGCUGCAGUGCGUUCCCAUGGAAACCCACCUCUGCCCCGCCCCCAAACUGCUGAUGGCGGCUCCGGUGGCGCUAAACCCAGUAAGCCUUUCCCGACACGCCAGUUAAGGUCCCACACGGAAAGGCCAGCGUGUCCGAACGUGAGCACGCUAUGCUUUUCGGAGUUGGGGGGGGUUGGGGGGGGGGGGCUGCGUUGGAGAGCCACCAUGUUUUUACAGCCAUACAUACCGACACCUUAAAAAGUGCAGACGUGUCAGUCGUGCACGCCAAGGGAAAUGAAGAAACACAAAGAGAAAGACUAAACGCCCUUUAUGGGUUGGCGGCCCGACCUUUGACCUUUGACCUUUGACUGUUCCAAAGUCAGAAGCAAAUUCUGGAGGGGGGGCGGGGGGGACCAGUUGAAUGGCAAACAGACGUGCUUCACUAUCAUGACAUGUUUACAAACGUGACCUUUCACCUUUCACUUGCUCUGUCUUACGUUGUUUGUGCCUUUCUUUCUUUCACGCGCUGCAGAGGAGACACGGAUUCUUUCCGUACCGAAAUUCCAAUAAGCAUCAAUCGUUCCGAUCAUCGGGUCACAGAUAAGUCCAGGAAUGGUGUCGUGUCACCGCAACGAUAAGAGCAAAACGACCAUAUUUGAGUUUUACUACAAAAAAAAAAAAACAUUUCAGUUCCUAAUUUUUUUUUUUUUACCUUUUCCACUUCCACUCGUCUGGAAGUCCGGAAGCGAUGAAUCACGAUCAACUAUAAAUGAGGGACGACUUCCCGGGAUCGUGGUUAACGAAGACGAAGUCACCAAAGUUUUUAUGACACCAUUAUUUUGUUUACACAGUUAAACAGGAUGUGGCGAAAAACGCUUUUAUUUUGAAGGCCGAAAGCGUGUGUGUGUGUUGAGAAUGUCGAGCUGGGUGCAAGAAUAACAACGGUGCCUCUCGUGCUUGUUUUUAAGCCAACCUUCGUGUUUGGGAUGAGAGUCCGUCACGGUCCAGCGGUCCGCCGAGGAAACACGUCGUCACGAUGACGGCGUUUAAUUCCCAAAUUGUCCUUAGAUUCUGCACCAUACAGUGGAUCCCGUUUUUAUUGGCCAACUCCACGAAAAUCCGAGGGCCCAACCAUUUUUAACCUUGCAAAUUUGAUGACUUUGGACUCGACUUUAGAUGACUUGAAUUUGUCUUGGAGAUAAAUGAUCCAUCUACCCACCCACCAUCAAAGACUUGCAAAUCCACUCGGACUUGAUUAGGAUUUUAAUAUCAAUGACUGAGGAUUCGACUCUGACUGUCACAUUAGUGACUCCGGACUUGACCCAGACUCUCACAUCAAUGACUCGAGACUCGAAUUUGACUUUCACAUGAGUGACUUGGGACUAAACUCAGACUUUGACAUCAAUGACUCGACUCAGACUUUGACAUCAAUGACUCGGGACUUGACUCGGACUUUGACAUCGAUGACUCGGGACUCGACUCGGACUAUGACAUCAAUGUCUCUGGACUCGGACUUUGACAUCAAUGACUCGGGACUCGACUCAGACUUUGACAUCAAUGACUCUGGACUCGACGCGGACUAUGACAUCAAUGACUCGGGACUUGACUCGGAUUUUACCAUCAGUGACUCAUGAGCUGACACGGACUUUGACAUCAAUGACUCGGGACUCGACUCGGACUUUGACAUCAAUGACUCGGGACUUGAUUCGGACUUUGACAUCAAUGACUCGGGACUCGACUCGGACUUUGACAUCAAUGUCUCGGGACUCGACUCGGACUUUGACAUCAAUGACUCUGGACUCGACUCGGACUAUGACAUCAAUGUCUCUGCACUUGACUUGGAUUUUACCAUCAGCGACUAAUGAGCCAACACAGACUAUGACAUCAAUGACUCGGGACUUGACUCGGACUACGACAUCAAUGACUGUCACAUCAAUAACUUGGGACUCGACUCUGACUUUGACAUCAAUGACUCUGGACUCGACUCGGACUUUGACAUCAAUGACUGUCACAUCAAUGAAUCGGGACCUGACUCGGACUCAAUGACUCAGAUGAGGUGGCUCCGGCAUCUGGUCAAGAUCCUUCCCGGAUGGAGGGCGCAUUGGACCAAUAGGAGGCCUCGGGACUUGCAAAACAGGAACUGGCUCCCACCUCUGAUCAGGACCCUGGUCAGCUGACCUUGGGCCAGGCGCCUCCUGACAUGUCCACCGCCUCCAGUUAAGUUAGGCUAACAUGUAUAUUUUACGGGACACGGGAGGAAGCAGAAGUCACCACACAUGCGAAACCCCCGCAUUGAUGCCCAAACGGCCAACAUGGCCGCCAUGCUACCCACUCAUUUAUUUCCAUUUUGAAGGCUUUGCCUUGAAAAUGUCGCCUUUUUACGGCUCUUCUAGAGCGCUAGCGAAUGUCACAGACGUCGCGUGUGUGUGUUUCAAAGUCGCCGGACUCUAAACGCAGAAAUCGGCGGCUGCCGACUUUUACCCAAAUUCGAACGUGCCUCCGGAUGAUGGACGUUUCAUUUGGUGCAUUGCGCUAGUCGUCGGAAAACUUCUUAUUGUUAGUAUUACGGGUGCACGAUAUGCGGGAUUUAUCACAUUUAUCACUGUUUAAAUCCAAUAACAUUCAAAAAACGUGACGUUCAGGGCCCGUGGUAACUUCCGCUGACCUCUUGUAAACAAACUUUUAUUCUAAGAGGAAGAAAAAAAAAAUCAACAAAAAGUUUCCCACAGACCUCCAUGGCGGGACACCGACUGCUCGGAGCAUGUGCCCGAAUACAGUGCACCUUUCUGGGCCACAGCGUCUCUCUUCUCCCCCUCUGUACUCUGGUUCUCCUGGUCGUUCCAGUCCUAAAUUUUAAAUGUAAACUUUAAAAAGUAGAUAUACGAGAAUCAGUAAAAUACCGUGUAUCUCUAGUUUGUACACAACAAUGAAGUACUGAAGAUGUACCAGUUGUGUGAAUGUACUACCCAAUGCUACCAGUCGAAAGAUGACAUGUAGUCACUCUUAGCUAUGUUUAUAUUAGCCGCCAUGCUGCUACUAUUAUCGCAUAGAUUAGCAUUAGCCGUCUAAUGUGAUUCAUGUAGAAGUAGCCGUGGUAUAGCAGGUGUAUUAGCAGGUAUAGCCCUGCCUUUAAGAGUACUAAUAUAUACGUAAUAUACGCCAAAGUGCCCCAACAAAAACAUAAACCAUCAACUUAAAGGAAGCCGACUAAGCUAAGUCUCGGAUGCGUUGAAUGUGCAGGAAAAUCUACUUUGUACAAUUUUUUUUUUUAUUAUCAGACAUAAUAAGCUUUGUCCAUACGGCCAAGAAAAAACAAAAUAAUUCCGAGUUUAGUCUCGGUCUCCUCUGCCCUUUGUUUUGCCGCUCAUGUCUGCCGGAUACAAAAGGACUCCAUACUUGAUCAGGAAACUGUGCCUCCUGGCGGCUUUUCAAGGGGGGGGGGGCAACCUCUUCUCUCUUUUUUUUAACUUUCAUUUUAGUGUUUUUUCUCAAAUUUGUGUGUAUGAGAUGUUCUUCAAUACGGUGGAACCUUAGCUAGCGUCAUUCGGAGAACCAAAAUGGCUACAUUUAGCUCAUUUUUAACCUAAUUUCAAGUGAUGUGACACCAAAAGUAAAUAUGAAAUAUAAAUGAAACUAAGUGUGAUUUCGGAAUACGUUCCAGGAACCAAAGAAAUGCGGCCAUAAACUCACAGCCAAGCCAGGAAAGCGACAUUCCCAACAAUAACACAACAGUAUUGUGUUGGGAUAUAGAACAGGACUUACUUUCCCAUCCAAGAUGGCGGUUCAUCUCGCUGCCACAUCGUGUCUUCGGGAACGAUCACGUCCUCAAUGGAGAGGAAGUCCCAUUAAAUGUCCGUGUAUCCCUUCCGGUCCCCAUUUGUAUGCUUUUACGAUGGAUUUAGGCAUGGAAAACUACAAUGGUAGGGAAAACUGCAGGCUUUUCUGUGUGUUUUAAAGAUAUAAAAACAGCUAAAAAUAGACAGCAAAGAGUUCACGUCAAAGCCUCACAAAUGCUCCAUUUACAUAAUAUGACCUAAGUAUUACCCAAGAUUUAUUGUUAUUAUUAUUAUUGUCGCCAGUACCUCGCCGCUAACAGCUAGCUUAGGGGUCUGUUUGGUCGCUAUUUUGUCGCUAAUUCAGAUGCAUCACGAGUCUUUCAAGGUUCCGUGUCGGAGUCCGGUGCUCGGUGAGGAACAACGGAAAAAAAACGGAAACUGAUCCGAAAAGGUUGCCGACCCCUGGGCUACCUACUAGCCGGCUAGCUACUAGCCGGCUAGCGACUUGCUUAACCACACGCUCACAACGCCUCAGGAAACUAGCAAAAGGUAACGCUACAUAUCGGAGCUGCCGUCUUUUUGUUUUCACGCUAGCUGUAGCGCUACUUUGUGUGUUGCUACGUGACAUCAAUACGCCCGCUAAAGACCAAAAUAAGGCAAAAUACUGUCGGCAUGACAUCAUCACGAAUGGACGUGUUAGCACAUGUUCAUAGCUUAGAGUUCUUCAAUAUGCGGAACAGGUUAUCAGAUAGGAAUUAGCCUCCUCUUUUACCUGUUGUGGUAUCUUUAUAAUGCACAGAAAAGUGAAAUAUUCAAUAAGGCUUUAAGACCGCCAUUGGACUCACGUAGCGUGUCAACAACGCCACACGCCAAAAUUGUGACCGCCAAGCGAGGUUCCGCCGUAUGCGUGGGUUUGUUUAGCCAAAAAAAAAAAAAAGGGCCUUAUCGUCAUCGCUAACCGUCGCUAGCUAGCUAGCAGACGUAGAACGAUAACAACGACAUGUAUUCAUCUUUUAUUUGACACAGCAUGAAGGUACUCACAUCAACUAUACAUUUGUACACAACAAUGGGGGAGGGGGGGUCAUUGUUUGUGGUAACAGUUGCUAUGGCAACAAAGAGACAACAUGGCUACCUUUCUACGGUCCUUCUGGAGAACUGGAUAACUUAUUGGGAAAAAAGGGAAUGUUGAUGUCUUUUCUGUGAGGAAUUGUUGAAUAAUGGGGGUUUAUUUUGUUGUUUUGGUGUGUGUGUGUGUGUG